UGGAACGUCGUAACCGUCGCGCGGAAUUGAUUUAGUUUUUUUUGUUUGAUUCCACGGCAGAUAGUUUUUUUGUUUAACCUGUUUUGUUGUGUUUGUGUUUGCAGAGUCUGUGGUGUGUGGAAAACAUAGAGGUUUGCAGCUGGAAGAAGAGGAAGAAACGAGUGCGAAAAAAAAACCGAAGAAGCAAUCCAAGAGUGGCCGCAGGCCGUGGAUUUGAAUUUGUUUUGGUGAAAGUGCAAAGCCACGUGUUGGCGCUAGUGUUGCGUUUUAGUUUCGAAAAAAAGAACCGUGAAUAGUGGGUGCAACAAAAAGCUGAAUCGUUCGGAAAAUAGUUGCAGCUGCUAUUGUUCGAGUGCAUGGAACCGUUACGCCUCGCCGGUCGAGUCGAUGAAAUUGGUUUUCCGUACUAACCUGAAUAGUGUGUUAGAGUAAAAAAAAAAGGCAAUUCAAUUACCCGAUAGAGAGUUUGUGUGAAUCAUUGGAGCGAGAAAGCCUCCAUAAAUUGCCCGCUGUACCUCCUCCCUGUGCGGGGCUUCCUACCCUAGAUGCCGCCGCAGAUUUUGCCCGCCUCGAAGAUGCAAUCCCGCGAGCAUCCGUUCAACCGAUCGACGCGCCCCCUGUUGGAGCGCCGUGCCAAUAUGGCGCAACCGCAGGUCCUCAGCAGUAAGCAGAUAAACAACGUCAAAAAGACCCCCACUCGGGGAUACAACGACUUCAACCUCAUCACCCGGCAGUACGAGAACCUCAACAGCAACAAAGGCUACCCGUACGGUAGUCCACCGUCGCCCACUCAGCACACGCUGAACAAUAUUGACUUCCAGUUUUCCGAUGUCAACGACCCUCGCUACCGCCCGGUAGCACCAACCACCAACAAUCACUUCUUCACGGCCAGCACCAAUCGCAACAACAGCGAUCACGAAGACGACGAUGACUACGAUGAACUGGUCUAUCAUCACAAUCAACUGAACGUUCAGGGUCCAACGCUGCCGCGGCGCCGCCUGAUCGAUGCCUCCUCCGGUGGAACUGGCCUUCCACCGCCGGUUCCUCCGCAGCGGAUCGUCCCGGUUCAGACUCCACCGCCUCCGCCACGCGGGGACACUCCGGAAAAUGACGGCCCGUUCGUAUUUGGCGUCCACCAUCCGAAUACCUUCACGCCGGCUUACGACAAAGCCAAGGAUGCAGCCGACUCCUCCGUCCAGAACAUCAACAACAACAGUGAUAUUAGCUCUAGUAGGAAUACGUCGUCCAGCGAGAAGGAGAGGCGAGCGCUGGUCAAGGGAAAGAAGAACUCCAAGCGAACCAAAAAAGACAAAAAACAAAAACCAUCAAAAGACAAACAGCUGAAGGAAUCUCCCGGACAGGCAGCGUCCGCCAAAGAAGAAGCCCCCAACGUCAAGUGCGUCCUCGUCGGCGACGGAGCGGUCGGCAAGACGAACCUCAUCGUGUCCUACAUCCAGGACCGCUUCUUCCCGGAGUACGUUCCGACGGCCUUCGACAAGUACAAUGUGGACGUCAGCGUGGAUGGGCGGCCGAUUUGCGUGACGCUGUGCGACACGGCCGGACAGGACGUGCUGGACCCGCUGCGGCAGCUGUGCUACCCCGGUACCGAUGUGUUCCUGCUGUGCUUCUCCGUCGUCCAGCCCGAGUCGUUCCGGUCGCUCGCGUCCAAGUGGGCGCCGGAAAUCUCCAAACUGCGGUACGGGUCGGUGGUGCUGGUCGGGACGCAGUCCGACUUGCGGAACGAUCGGAGCACCGCACUCAAGUUGCAGAUCCAAGGAGAGAAGCCCGUUCCGGUGUCGGCGGCGUGGGACUUUGCGCGGAAGAUUGGAGCCAAAUACAUCGAAACGUCCUCGCAUAAGAAGGAACGAGUCAAGGAAGUGUUCGAUGCGGCCAUCUGGGAUGUCCUGCAGACCCGGGAGUUCAACCGAAAGCGACCCCUCUGGAAGCGGAUGCUCUGUUUGACUUGCUGAAGAAGUGCGGAUUUUUUGUUUGUGUUUGUUAUUGCAAAGGAACGGAGAAUUCCGAACACGAGACUGUAAUUGAUUGUAAUAUUUUCCCCUCGGUUUUGUUGUAAAGUAGUAGCCGGCUCGCUAUUUGUAUUAUUAUUGCACCCAUGCGGUUCUAAUGUUUAGGGAUUAGUCUUAAGUGUAUAACUUAUUACUAGUUUUGGAAAGACAACCAAGUGACAGCAAAAUAAAAAAAAAAACACGCAAACGUAUAAUGCUCGUAUCAUCACAGUUUACUAAGUUAGUAUUUUUUUUUGUUUAGUUCUGAGUGGAGCUCAGAGUAAGGAAUCAAAAUUUAAAGGAUCGAAAUUUAAAAAAAAAAGAAUCGAAUUUAAGCUUAGUGAGAUUAGAGUCUUCCCCCGCUGGAAUCGAAACAGUAUCAUUCCGUUGAUCAAAAGCAUCACAACUGUACAGUGCGUGAAAUUGUAGUACGAUGAGCAGUGCAGCAACCUGAUUGUAUGUAUAAUAGCGUUUAAGGAUCGAACAACGAAGAAGUGUAUUAUACGUAGCCGAUUAAUGCAAACGGUUUAUCUUUAGGAUAAGUGACGAGUUAGAAUCAGCCGUCUUGCCAAUCUAUUUUUUGAAGUGUAAGCUUUGACUGAAGAAUGUUAUCGUAUAAUCAAACUA
Messenger RNA from Ochlerotatus camptorhynchus, 2633 nucleotides. It is a transcript of the gene RhoU, whose product is annotated as RhoU. The record is from RefSeq and is a predicted model, not a curated record. Gene Ontology annotation, molecular function: GTP binding; GTPase activity; protein kinase binding. The transcript has 7 exons. NCBI's taxonomy places the organism in Eukaryota, Metazoa, Arthropoda, Insecta, Diptera, Culicidae. Gene Ontology annotation, biological process: Cdc42 protein signal transduction; endocytosis; establishment or maintenance of cell polarity. Bases 546 to 1970 code for a protein of 474 amino acids.